Molecule: messenger RNA, 4798 nt
Organism: Mugil cephalus (flathead mullet)
Lineage: Eukaryota; Metazoa; Chordata; Actinopteri; Mugiliformes; Mugilidae
Gene: taok3a
Product: TAO kinase 3a
Exons: 21
Coding region: 478-3168 (896 amino acids)
Biological process (GO): protein phosphorylation; execution phase of apoptosis
Molecular function (GO): protein kinase activity; ATP binding
Source: RefSeq, a predicted model, not a curated record
UACCGCUGCUACUCGUCAAAACGCUAAAAAAAAAAGAAAGAAAGUGUGACAGAAAUGUGCGCUAACGGCGUUAUGGGAUCGCAGCUGAAGUUAGAAAUGAACAUUGAACAGUGUCGCCCGAGGUGGAGAGGAGCACAAGAGAAGCAGCAUCCGCUCUCCGGGGUUAAAAGUGCGUAGGUUUGCUUUUUUUAACGGUCUUUUAAGCGAAGUGCACCUGCUCGCAUUCUACGCUGCGUUUUGGUUUCUUCCUCGGAGGGGGUGCUGUAUUAUUCCAGUCAUGAGGAAAUCUGGCGAAAGGACAGGACUCUGGACUUAAACUGAGGAGAGACAAAGGGAGACGGAGGCUAAUCUGAAAUCCACUUUACACAUUUCCCACAGGUCUAGCUGGCCAAUGCCGGGGCCGUCGAGGAUAUCUGGUGGCGGCAGUAGCGUGUAUGCGAGCGUGAUCCCCGGCGCCUACCCCAUGUUCAGCCCAUAAUGCCGUCGUCCACGCGGAAAGGAAUGCCGAAGGACCCCGAGGAAGCUGACCUCUUCUUCAAAGAUGACCCCGAGGACGUCUUCUGUGACCUGCACGAGAUCGGACAUGGCAGCUUUGGGGCCGUAUAUUUUGCCCGUAACUCCUACUCCAACGAGGUGGUGGCCAUCAAAAAGAUGUCCUACAAUGGCAAGCAGACUACCGAAAAGUGGCAGGACAUCAUUAAGGAAGUCAAGUUUUUGGGACAGCUGCGACACCCAAACACGAUCGAAUACAAAGGCUGCUACUUGAAAGACAACACUGCCUGGCUGGUGAUGGAGUACUGCCUGGGCUCCGCAUCAGAUUUACUAGAGGUUCACAAGAAACCACUCCAAGAGAUGGAAAUCGCUGCCAUUACCCACGGUGCCUUGUUAGGACUGGCUUAUCUACAUUCCCAUAAUAUGAUUCACAGAGAUGUGAAAGCUGGUAACAUCCUGCUGACUGAGCAGGGCCAAGUCAAGCUGGCCGACUUCGGCUCUGCCUCCAUUGCCUCACCUGCCAACUCCUUUGUGGGAACACCUUACUGGAUGGCCCCAGAAGUGAUCCUAGCCAUGGACGAGGGUCAGUACGAGGGAAAAGUGGACAUCUGGUCCCUGGGGAUCACGUGUAUUGAACUGGCGGAGCGUAAGCCACCACUGUUCAACAUGAAUGCCAUGAGUGCCUUAUAUCACAUCGCCCAGAACGACUCCCCCACGCUGCAGUCCAACGACUGGUCUGACCCCUUCCGGAGCUUUGUCGACUACUGCCUACUGAAAAUUCCUCAGGACAGACCCUCGUCAGGGGAGCUGCUACGACAUGAUUUUGUGCGCCGGGACCGCUCGCCACGCAUUCUCAUUGACCUCAUCCACAGGACGAAGGACGCGGUGCGUGAACUGGACAAUCUGCAGUACCGCAAGAUGAAAAAGAUCCUCUACCAGGAGAAACACAACGGGCUCAUGGGAGAGAGCCAGGAGGAAGAAGAGGACAGCGAGGCGGCCAGCAGUAAGAUGAACAGCCUGGGCAGCAACCACUCCAUCCCCAGCACGUCGGUCAGCACAGGUAGCCAGAGCAGCAGCGUGAACAGCAUGCAGGAGAUGGAGGACAGCUGCUCUGACAUGACCAUGAUGCACCCCCAGGACUACAGCAGCACCCUGGACUCCUCCCCACACGCCAAAAAGGACCACCAAUUCAACUGGGACGAUGGGAUCCACAGGCCGGAGCUGAGGCCAGGCUCUUCCGACAAGGGCAGCCAGGCCCAGAACUACAAGAACCAGGGUCGCUUCGCCACCAUAAAGUCAGCUUCACUGGUGACCAAACAGAUCCACGAGCAUGAGCAAGAAAGCGAGCUGCGGGAGCAGAUGUCGGGCUACAAGCGCAUGCGGCGGCAGCACCAGAAGCAGCUGAUCGCCCUGGAGAACAAGCUGAAGGCCGAGAUGGACGAGCACCGGCUCAAGCUCCAGAAGGAGGUGGAGACGCAGGCCAACAACGCCUACAUCGAGCUGGAGAAGCUGGCGAAACGCCACGCUGUGCACACGGAGAAAGAGACGAAGACGGCGCUGGCGGACGAGAAGAAGUUCCAGCAGCAGAUUGUGGCCCAGCAGAAGAAGGAGCUGACCACCUUCCUGGAUAAUCAGAAGAGGCAGUACAAACUCUGCAAGGAGAAGAUCAAGGAGGAGAUGAACGAGGACCACAGCACGCCGAAGAAGGAGAAGCAGGAGCGUCUGUCCAAGCACAAGGAGAACAUGCAGCAUUCCCAGGCCGAGGAGGAGGCCCUGCUCCUGGGCCAGCAGAGGGUUUUCUACGACAGGAACUGCCGCGCCUUCAAGCGCAAAGUCAUGAUCAAGAAGCACGAGGUGGAGCAGGAGCAGAUACGAGAGGAUCUGAACAAAAAGAAGACUCAGAAGGAGAUGGAGCACGCCAUGCUGAUCCGCCACGACGAGUCCACGCAGGAGCUGGAGCAGAGGCAGCUGAAGACGCUGCAGAAGCUUCGGAUGGACCUGAUCCGCCUGCAGCACCAGACGGAGCUGGAGAACCAGAUCGAGUACAACAACAGACGUGAGCGUGAACUCCAUCGCAAGCACGUGCUGGAGCUCCGGCAGCAGCCCAAGAACCUCAAAGCUUUGGAGCUGCAGAUCAAGAAGCAGUUCCAGGACACAUGUAAGGUGCAGACCAAGCAGUACAAGGCCCUGCGCCACCACCAGAUGGAGGUUACACCCAAGGCCGAGCACAAGACGGUGCUGAAGGCCCUGAAGGACGAGCAGACACGCAAGCUGGCCAUCCUGGCUGAGCAAUACGAGCAGAGCAUCAACGAGAUGAUGGCUUCGCAGGCGCUGCGUCUGGACGAGGCCCAGGAAGCCGAGUGCCAGGCCCUGAGGCAGCAGCUGCAGCAGGAGAUGGAGCUGCUCAAUGCCUACCAGAGCAAGAUCAAGAUGCAGACCGAGGCGCAGCACGAGCGAGAGCAGCAGAAGCUGGAGCAGAAGGUGUCGCUGCGCCGGGCACACCUGGAACAAAAGAUUGAAGAGGAGCUGGUUUCCCUUCAGAAGGAGAGAACCGACCGGAUCAAACACCUGCUGGAGCGCCAGGAGCGGGACAUCGACACUUUCGACAUGGAGAGCAUGCGACUGGGCUUCGGCAACCUGGGCACCCUGGACUUUCCCAAGGACGACUAUAGAUGAGGGAGGGGGGGGGAGACGGGCACUGUCGCUAUCGUCGUCGUCGUCGCCACCACCACCACCGCCGUCAACCGCUGUCUCUCGUAGCCCCCUCUUCCCUCCCCUCCCCUCCCCGGGGGCCUCCCCCGUCCUCUCCUUCCACCUGCCCUGCCCUGACAGUGCAGGUGUUCUCUGCUGCUGACGCCCCCUCACUCAAAAAAAAACCACAUUAACAACAAACAGCUCCACAAUCAGCUGUUUCCUGGUCUGGGUCAGACACAGGUGAUGUCAGGUUUGAGUGGACCCCCCCCACCCACCCAUCCAAACUUCCUCCCCCUCCUUUCCCUCUCGUGGUGUCACAAGAUGACAAAAAAAAAAAAUAUGCUGGAUAACCUCCUGUAGUUGUCAUGUUUUUUUUUUUGUAAGAAUAAUAAUGAUAACAUAGUCACGGUGUUUUCUUGUUUCUUGUGCAAUGACGACACUUUUGGGUUCGACUAAAAGUGGAGGGUUCGCGAGACGGAGGGAGAGAAAAACGAGGGCAGUUGGACGAGCAUUUUUAAAAACCCGCUCCAGGUGAUUCGUUUUUCUUCUUAGCUUGUUAACAGUGCAAAAAAAAAAAAUUAAAAAUUAAUUUAAAAAAAAAAAUGAAUAAAUAAAAAAAAAUAAAAAAAUCUCUCAAAGCGAUAAAUCAAACAUCUAAUCCUUCCGCAGCUGUUUCAUCUUCCGCUGCUUCUUUCUGCUCCUCUUGGUAUUUAUUCAUCAGGACAUUUUUAAGGAAAAUGAAAAAAAAUCUGAAUAAUUUGAUACUUUGGGAGAAAUAUCACCGUGUACAUACAGGUACUCUCACAAUAAACCCUUCAGGUGCAUUUGAUCACUGGAGGGAGGGUGAAUCGCGGUACUCGACAUGUGUACGUCACCGAUUUCUCGGCAAAAUGUGAAAAAAACAACACGUGAAACUCCCAGCGAGCACAAAGGGCUUCUCGGGGAGGGACGGGGGGAACUUGUACUUUGUGUAUAGAAGGAUUUAUGGAGAGCUUUUACUUAUUUUCGUAUCGUAUUUUAACUGUCACUCAAAUCAAGAAAAAUAAUUUUUAAAAAGAGCUUCUUCUUUUCUUUUUUCAUUUCCUCCCCCCCCCUCCCUCUCCUUAGUUUAGUACUUGAGGUCAUGUUUCAUUUGUACUUUUUACUGUUCUGUCUCUUUGCUUUUUUACACAUCUCUCGAGCUGUGUAGUUUCCUAUAAAAAACCAGACCAGUAUGAUGCUUUAUUAUUGCAUGCACUUUAAUUUGUUUUUUCCAGGUUAAAAGAAAGCAUGAAUCUGUCAGAGCUUUUAAUUAUAUUUGUAAAUAAAGUGCUCAUCACACAAACUCGUCGGUUGUGUCGUCACAUGUGUUCAGAUCACGUCCUGCUGGAGUUUUUACCUUUUCAUCGUUUCUUUUCCCACAAGAGUAGAAAGCGAACAAGGUGAAUAGAUGUGGUCAUUUAAGAAUUUAAGCCUUUAAUCUAAAUUUAAUCUAUGAUGAGACGUGUAAUUGCAGAAAACAUUUCAACAAAGAACACGACUAUUUCACAGUUUCAGAUUUAUUGCAGGUGAGAAGAAAUUAAAUCUUUGAAUCUUUUUGUGGGAAACUAAAUACUUUCCAGCGGCCAAAAUU